Messenger RNA from Diorhabda sublineata, 6963 nucleotides. RefSeq names its product EH domain-containing protein 3-like. Gene Ontology annotation, molecular function: protein binding; calcium ion binding; GTP binding. The record is from RefSeq and is a predicted model, not a curated record. Gene Ontology annotation, biological process: endosomal transport; endocytosis. The transcript has 2 exons. Bases 143 to 1747 code for a protein of 534 amino acids. NCBI's taxonomy places the organism in Eukaryota, Metazoa, Arthropoda, Insecta, Coleoptera, Chrysomelidae. Gene Ontology annotation, cellular component: plasma membrane; cytoplasm.
UACAAAUUGAUUGUACCGAGUGGGAGUUUCCAAGUUAUUAUUACUAAUAGAUAUGUUUCUGUAAUCAUUUCUGCAAUAGAUUCGUGAAAGUAUCAUUUGAAAUUUAUAAUAGUUUAUAGUGAAAGUGUAAUAAUAGUUCAAAAUGUUCAGUUGGUUGUCAAAGGAUAAUAGUAAACAAGAAAUAUAUCAAAAUGUGGUGGAAGGACUUAAAAAUAUUUACAAAAACAAACUUCUACCCCUUGAAGAACAUUAUCAGUUUCAUGACUUUCACUCUCCAAAGUUGGAAGAUUCAGAUUUUGAUGCAAAGCCUAUGAUUCUUUUGGUAGGGCAGUAUUCUACAGGAAAAACCACUUUUAUAAAAUAUUUGUUAGAAAGGGAAUUUCCAGGGAUAAGAAUUGGCCCAGAACCUACAACUGAUAGGUUCAUAGCAGUGAUGUAUGAUGAUAAAGAAGGUAUGAUACCAGGCAAUGCUCUUGUGGUUGACCCUAAGAGGCAGUUUAGACCUCUGUCUAAGUUUGGCAAUGCUUUUCUUAAUCGUCUUCAAUGUUCCUUGGUAAACUCUCCAGUACUACAGAAUAUUUCAAUUAUAGACACCCCUGGCAUACUAUCUGGAGAAAAACAAAGAGUUGACAGAGGAUAUGAUUUCACUGGAGUACUUGAAUGGUUUGCAGAAAGAGUUGAUAGAAUUAUCCUUCUUUUUGAUGCACAUAAACUUGAUAUUUCUGAUGAAUUCAGAAGAUCAAUAGAAGCUCUACGAGGUCAUGAUGAUAAAAUUCGUAUAGUUUUAAAUAAAGCUGAUAUGAUAGAUCACCAGCAACUUAUGAGAGUAUAUGGAGCUCUUAUGUGGUCUUUGGGAAAAGUAUUACAAACACCAGAAGUGGCUAGAGUUUAUAUAGGUUCAUUUUGGGAUCAACCAUUAAGAUAUGAUGUAAAUAGGAGACUUUUUGAGGAUGAAGAACAAGACUUAUUUAAAGAUCUACAAUCACUACCAAGAAAUGCUGCUCUUAGAAAAUUAAAUGAUUUGAUAAAACGAGCUAGACUCGCACAGGUUCAUGCCUAUAUUAUAGCUGAACUUAGGAAAGAGAUGCCUUCGGUAUUUGGUAAGGAUUCAAAGAAAAAAGAACUAAUCAAGAAUUUAAGUCAUAUAUAUGACAAAUUACAAAGGGAGCAUCAUAUUUCUCCAGGAGAUUUUCCGGAAUUAAAAAAAAUGCAGGAAGUUCUAAUUAAUCUAGAUUUUAGUAAAUUCAAUCCCAUAAAACCAAAAUUAUUAGAUAUAGUUGAAAGAAUGUUGUCUGAUGAUAUAUCAUUAUUGAUGGCAAAAAUUCCAUUGGAAGCAGAUGAGAAGUCUGCUAAGAAUGGUGAUGGUAUGGUUCAAGGUGGAGUAUUUACAAAUGUUAAAGAUACAAUUUCACCAUUUGGCUAUAAGAGGGGUGAAGGUAUAGAUGCUGGAGCAGGAGAGUUAGACUGGAUAGUACUCAGAGAGAAGCCUAAAUAUGAUGAAAUAUUCAAUUCAUUGUGUCCUGUGGAUGGAAAAAUUACAGGAACAGCUGCAAAACGUGAAAUGGUGAAGUCGAAGCUUCCAAACUCAGUACUUAGCAAGGUUUGGAAACUAGCAGAUGUGGAUAGAGACGGUAUGUUAGACGAGGAAGAAUUUGCUUUAGCUAUGCAUUUAAUAAAUAUUAAAAUUGAUAAUAAUGAUUUACCGUCAGAGUUACCUACACAUUUAAUCCCACCGUCAAAACGUUAAUUUCACUAUUUUUGUAUCACAAUCCGCAAGUGCUAUUCAUUUUAUAGAUUUUAUCAAAUAUAUCUAGAAGUAUCGACUUUUACUGCUGCUGCAAAACAGAUUCGCUUUGAUAAAUAUUCGGAGAUUAAAUAAUUUUACAAAAUAUAUUGCUGCCAGUCUCAUUUGCUUUAACAUUAAUGUUGUUGAUUUUGUUUUAAACAAUUUUUACAAAGUAAUAAUAAAUUCAAAAAAAUGUUGGAAGCUGAAGGUACCAAAGACAUUAAGUGUCAUAUUCACAAAUUGCACGAUAGUUUGAAAACAAUUUGAGUUAGCAACAUCUUAACAUAUUAUUAAAUUCAAAUAGUAAGGGAUGGAAUACAAACUUUUCUAUAGAAAAUAAAAUAUUAAAACUGAAAGGCUCCCAUAAUGAAAAAGUAUAAAUUGGAGAUAUUAGUUAAGCUGUUGCUUGUGCAAAAUAUUUUUUCAACAUUUUUGCAGUGAGGAAUAAGGAAAGUUAGACUAUUUUAUUAGCGGUAAUCUCAUUGGUGGUUUUUUAAUUUUUUGUUUAGUUCUUUGAUUAAUUGAGAAUAUUCUUCUAUAUGAUGUAGUCUGUUGGAGUUGCUAAUAUCAUCGGGAAAACAAAAUCAAACUUUUUUCGUCGCGGCGUUUAACCAUAACAUCGUUUUCAGUGUUACUGAUACUAUACAAUAGUGAAUAUUUCUAUUAUUCACCUGAAACUUCAUCAGCAACCAACUGUCUUCAAAAGAAACCUGUUUUCAAUUAGUUAUGAAGGGAAUAUGUUUUUGUUAAAUAAGAGAAAACCUUAGUUGUACAUAAUAUUGUUACCUCCAUUAAAUCCUCUUCAUCAGAAGCUGAAUCCAUAUUUUCACUUAAGCUACUGCUUAGACUUUCUAAUUCAUCAUCAGAACUAGGAGAAUAAACAAUUCAUUUUGAACCUUUGGCCAAAUAAUGUCAUUUUCUUUAAUCAGAUCUAUGCACAGAUGGCUCUAAUGGUUGUCCAUAAAAUUAUACCUUUUUUUAGAUGACAGGUUCUGCUAUGAAUAAAAAAUGUUUCGCUUCAAAGAUUCUAAAGAAAUUCUUUGUUUAUAAUUAUUUGAAAACUAUAGAUGCCAAUGCCUGCUUUAUCUUCUCAUUCCCAUUUAUGAAACCUAGGCUUCUGACUAUAUAAAAAUAUUCACCACCAACUUUCUACAUAUUUAAGAACAAUUUUUGGAAACGUACAUGUUUUGGAAGUUCAAUAUGUUGCUAGUUUUAACAGCUUUAUAAUUUCAAUUAUAAAGAAAGAAGCUCAUCUAUACUAUCAACCUUGUCUCAGCAUUUAUAAAUUGAUUUUGACACCUAGUGCCUUUGGAAGGGCACUGUUCAAAUAUUUUCAAUAGCUAAGUUGAUCCUAGAAAAAAUAGAGUUAUACUAACAAAUACUCGAGAAUAAAAUUACGACUAUAUUUAAUUAUUUAUUUUUUGCGUUAUAUAUUAUAUUUAAAUAAUUUUUUAAACUAUUUAUAUUAAAAUACAUUUGCGGAUGUUUUGAUCUUUAUACAAAAUUGAACUAUUUUUGUAAUAUUUAUCCAAUUAUAUAAUCCAACACUCUUUUUAAACUCAACAAAUAUUUAAAACUCAAAAAAAAGAAUUUUAUUUCAGUUUAUUAAAAACUUUUGUCCUUUUAUAUUGUACGGAUUACUUGGAAUAAAUUACGACAAAUUCGAAAUUUAAUUUAAAAUACUAUUAGCACAAUAAAAAUAAGAAAUGUAUUCGAUAUUGCAGUAACUGAAAUAGAGCUGAAAAUUGUGACUGAUACUAGAUAUGCCAUGAUCAAAAUCAAAAGUCAAAAGCAUUGGUUUUUCCGGUGUUACCAUAUCGAAAAAAGAAUAAAAAAAUCUGCACGCAGCAGAAAAUUUAAUGAACUGAAUUAAUUUCUACUGAUGUUUCAUUUCAAUUUAAUCACUAGAUUAUCAUAAUCAGUAUCCAUAUCAUUCAUACUGAACUGUUAAUUAGCAAAAUGAAUUAAUAUAUUUGCAUUAACAUUUUUAGUUCUACACUAACUUAAGUAGGUACACUGUUUCAAAUGAACAACCAAUCAUUUAAAAAUAACAAUUCCAAAGUAGAGAUGUUUAUUUAAAUUAUAUUUCCAAAUGAGUCAGAAAGAUCAUGAGGCUUGGACUUUGACUAUAUCUUUAUUGUCUGGAUAACUUCCCUUGUUAUUCGAAAAAACAAAAACGGAAUUCCUAUUGAUUCGCCGUUUUCUUUUUUUUUUUUGAAGAUAUGAAGAGAAGUAUAAAUUCGAUAAGAGAACAUAAAAUUUUGGAAGGUUAUUUAUUGAAGUGGUUCAUUUGAUUUAGGGGCUAUAUUUUCAUCUUUAAUUGAAGUUCUAAAUAAUUACAAUUUUAUAUUUAGAACUUGCUAAAAAUGUGAUUCUCUCGCCCAAAAAGUGAUUUUCGCUUCUCGCAGUUUAAUUUUUAAGUAGAUACAAUGAUAACAAUCAAAUAUGACUGGUCAGAAUUGGUGUAACACAUAACAAAACAGUAACAUUCUUUUGAGGUAUGCAAACAACCAGAUGUCAGAUCUGGACUGAGUGAUGAGUGGCAAAGUAAUUUGUUAUAUUUGACCAUAAUUUUCAUCAAUUUGUAACAUUGUACUGAAUCAACAUUUCAUUCUUUUGAAUUUGGAGAAGUUAUUUUCUUCUCUCAAUUCCUCAAUUCCAGUUGUUUGAGGAAUAAGGAGCUUAUAUUCCGGAACUUACAACAGCAUCCUUGCCAGUGAUAAUGAUAUUAGAAAUAUUUUGUUGGUCGGCACGUUUAAGUUAUAUAUCAGCGCCAUAUUUAAAAUAGUGCUUGUGUUGCUUACAAUUUCACGAUUCUAACUUAAAUAUAUCUGAAGGAACGUAUAGACCUCCAAAGUUAUUAUGUAAUAACAAAAAAUAUAAACUACAAUCUAUAUCAAAAAAGGAGAUGUUAGGUUUCGCAACAAUUAGUAUCAUUUUUUAAACACAGUUUGACUCAUCUAGUGAAUCUGAUUACGAUCAGAUGUUGGUUGUUGUUUUUCACUAGUACAAUAUAGCAUCAGUUUAUGACAUCAUUACCACUGGGCACGGUACUGCUAGCAUAUAUUUUGAAAUACAAGUAGAAUGUGUGAUUGAAGAAUUUUGAAAUUUUUAAAAUCGCUGUAAUAAUUUUGGAGAAGAUGUUAUUUGUACCAUCGAUUCUCAUAAAUCUCUCCAAUAGCCUCAUGUGCACAUUGUGAAAGGUUUUUACUAAAACAAAUUAAACCAGCUUCUCAACCAAACCUACUCUACACAUGUUAAUACAACAACAUCUAAAUAUUUUUCCUUGUAUUUAACCGUAGUCCUCAAUUUUUGCUGUUUUGAUGAUAACUACCAAUAAUAAAACAGAUUUAUGGUAACACAAUUUCAGAUUGUAACAAGUACAUUCGCCAUUAAUAUUUGGUUGGUGUUAAUUGUAAAUAUGGCAAGGGUGUUUACCUGUUCCAUGAAAUAUGUAAUACAGGGUGUAGUCAUAGCAAAUAUAAACUGACAAGAACUAUGUACCAUUUUAUAGGAGUUUUUAAUAUAAUAUUGGAAAUGUUCAGUUACGACAGAGUAGUUCAAACAAUUCGCAACUUUGCAACACAAAAUAUUCGCUCUUGAAUAAGUAAUUUCAAAUGGAUAGUUAAAAUAAGACCUUUUAAAACAGACUCCUCAAAUCUCCUUUUACAUGGCUUGCAAUAUUAACUCCUAUGCACUAGUUAUUUUUAAAAAUGUUUAGUGAUGCUAUUUAUAGAAUUAGGUAUAUAUGAAGACAUUGAAACAAUAUGAACUGAAUAAAAUUCUAAGCAGUAUAUGUGAAUGUAAUGAAUGAUAGAACAGUAUAUCCUAAUCAAAAGUAUCCAAUCUCUUUUACACUUUCUUUAUAUUGUCUUAACAUACUGUGGGAGCAAUUGUAAGGAUUGGAUAAUUAACUGUUUUUCUUACUGGAUUUGCCAUUACUUCAAUUUUAAAUUCUUUUCAAUAUUUUUGAAAUGAUUUCAAACAUAAAUUUAAAAAACCAUGUUCACAAUAAUGAAAAAUGGCGAGAUAUGUAUGGAACAUUAUAUUUACAUUUGCUUUAUUUUACAAAUACCAAAAGUUUUGUAAUACUAGUUCUAACUAAAUAAUAAUCUAAUAUAUUGGCGGAUCAUAUUCGGAAAAAAAUUGUAACAAUCAAAUCUAAUGUAGGUAAUUGAUAUUUGUUACACUGUAACUGAUUGGACUUGCUCUAAUGAUUUUUAAAAAGCUAGAAUAAGGCUAUAAAAACAACAACAAAAACAACCUGAAGUUGUUUCUAACAGUUGCAAUUUAUAAGAUUAUAUUACUCAUAAAUAUACUUUCAUAUUUUUGUAUCUCUUAAUGUGAUAAAGAGGUUCACAAUUCUAUCCAACCUAUAAUUAUAAACUACUAAACAAUAGUUUGUGACUACCAAGAAAAAUUUUACCAUUUAUUAGCAAGUCAUCGUACAUUUUAAUAAUAAUAGUUUUUUUAGUCUCAAGACUAGCCUAUGUGACAGCUUUACGAAAAUUUUGCCACCUAAUCUAUCUCAUAUAUUUUUAGUUAACUUCUACAAUAUCUAUUAAUUAUACUUCUUGUCUCAUGAAUUAUUCUAUGAUUUUACCUAUUUUUUUCAAUUAAAAAAACACGGAAGUCAACUUAUUAUAGUUAUAUAAUGAGGUAUGAUUUUGUGGAUCAAAGUAUUUUCCAGAUACUAUACUUAGAUUUCAUUAAAAUACAACUAUAAAAAUAUAAAGAAAAAUUCACGUAGUCAGACACUUGUGGGUGGCAGUGUGAAAAAAUAUCUAUCCUCUUUUAUCAUUUCUAUAGAUCUAAUUGUAGAACUUUAUUUUCCUACAUUAUUUUUUUCCAAGUAUUGAUCUUCCAUUAUCCCAUUUAAUUGGCAAUUUUACUAUGAACAAUGUGAUAAAUAAAUUCGUAGCAUGUAUAUUUGUAUUAUAAAUCACACUGUAGAUAAGUUUAACUUAGGUCACUUAAUAUGUUUAUUUGGGUUGGAGCAUACCCUCAACUGCCGAAUGAAUUUAAAUUAUUGACAAAUUUAAUAUAUUUUUGUAUAUUAUUUCACCCAUACAUUUAUAGUUGUUAAGCACUUGUAGAGUUUGUUAAUAUUAUUUGAUAUCCUAUCAUUAUUUAGUAGUGAAUAAUUUAAAAGAAAAAAUAAAUGAAUUUAUAUGUUA